CAUUUUUUUUAAAUUUUUUUUGCAUUUAUACUGCACAAUUUUCUUUCAUUCUUUUUUGCCAUUUCACAAUGUCUGGCAAUUUUCAGCUGUCGAGUUUGCGCCUGCCGCACCCAAACCUGGACUUUUUGCGGUUCAACCGUCACGAGGAACAGACAAACGACGCGAACUUUACAGCCAUAGUGUCGACGCCCGUAGUGGUAGACAGCAUCGUGUUCAGCGAGUACAUUGCCGGCAGUACAGUCGACAACAUCGUGGUCAAAAUACGCCACGAGCCGGACAUGGUUGACGCACACGAGGCUGCAAUCGCUGAAUAUGUCAAGGGGCAGCUCCACCUGAUGCAGUACUUGGAAUACUACGUGCACAGGCCACGCUACUUUCUCGAGCAGCGCCAUCUGCUGCCAUUUGGCGAGAAGGCGCGCGUGGAUCUGAUAGAGAGCUACUACGCCUUUGACGAGCCUGUCAUGCUCGAGUUUCUCGGCCGAAAGCUCAACUCGCGCGCUCGCACGUACUUGCCCGAAGUGGCCAUCAAGACCGGCAUUCCGAUCGCCAGCUGCAAGCGGCAGUUUGAAAACAUUAAGCGCAUCGCCAAGCAGUCCGAGGACGAAGAGGGCGUGCCGCUGGUAAAUGAGAUUAUGGAAAAGUUUGCGCUGCCAGAGCCCCUAGCAAUGAGGUACGCACACAUUCUUUUCCUGAACAUCAACAGAGUGGACACAACCAAACGGUGUCUAGCCCACUUCAAAUUUGCCGACUUUGACUUUUGCGCCUCCAUACUGAUCAAGUACUGGACCACAACGUCGAGCACCAUGACGCUGGAUGACAUUGACGAGCCCCUGACGCAGCAUGCGCAGCAGCUGAAGAGUCUGUUGGUGGAGAACAAAACCAACUUUGACCAGCUCUGCGUGUCCGUGCGCGGCCACAUCAACACAUUGGUCCCAAAGGCACACGGCAGUCCGCAGUCAAACAGCAAUGGGACUGUGGUGCCCGCCCAGACGUUGCUGCACAUUUUGGAAAACCGCACGGCACGCGGCACCACGCAGCUGCGAGCCAUUCUGCGCACCUCGUUCAGCCUGGUCGCCGGCAUUGAUGCCUCUUCGACAUUGCGCGACGUGCUUGGCAUCAUUGUCGAAAAGAUUGUCGACACAUUUGCCAGCUUGGGACUCCGAUCCGAGGAUAUGGAGCUAUUUUACGAAUCAUUUGCAGUCCACGCGGCACUCAUGCUGGUGGACCAAAUGCCGGAUGCUGGCCCGUCAAUCCAGGCGUUGAAUCGCGCGCUGACCGGGACCAAACUGCUUGGGCGCCGGCUCUUCCGGCAAAAGCCCAGUCUGUUUGGACCGCUGAACAAAAUUAGGUCGGCUUGAUUCUUUACUUUUAAACCUUGAAGUGGAUACUCAAUCUGGAACACAGCGUUUGU
Molecule: messenger RNA, 1411 nt
Organism: Kickxella alabastrina
Lineage: Eukaryota; Fungi; Kickxellomycota; Kickxellomycetes; Kickxellales; Kickxellaceae
Product: acidic fibroblast growth factor binding-domain-containing protein
Exons: 2
Coding region: 69-1358 (429 amino acids)
Cellular component (GO): nucleus
Source: RefSeq, a predicted model, not a curated record